Molecule: messenger RNA, 1050 nt
Organism: Symbiodinium sp. CCMP2592
Lineage: Eukaryota; Dinophyceae; Suessiales; Symbiodiniaceae
Source: the annotation of a GenBank genome assembly
AUGCUCCAAACUCUCGCCAUGAAAUCCCUCGAUGCUUUGCCUGCGCCUUCAGAAGCGCCAACAGCCAGUCCCCGAAGUGUGGCUUCAUAUGACUUCGACACAGACUCAGACGAGGACCUGGCUCUUGGCGCACUCGAGGCCGAACUUUCAGGGAAAGGGGGCCUCAACCGUGUGCAGGCGGAGUGCGCAUUGUUUGUCUACCUAUUGAAAGAUAACCUCAAUGCCGGCGCCACCCCUAUCGUCGUCAUGUACCUCGCCAUCGCCUCUGCGACCACAGGAGCUACGUUGAGCGGCGCUGUAGCUGCCGCCAUGAUGGGCCUUCUCUACUUGUCGAUGUUCGACCUCGUGAACCAGUGGAGCGGUGUGGAGGAGGACAUGGUCGACAAGCCCUGGCGGCCCAUCCCACAGGGUUUGAUGACGGUUCGCGGUUGCAAGAUUCGUUGUGGAAUUGUCGCCAUGGCCUGUCUUGCGGCGUCCUACUUUUACUCGUUGGCUCUCCCAUGCAUGCUGUGCUUUCUUGCAACCUUCGGCUAUACAGUUGGUUGGGACAAGAAUUUCAUUUUUCGGGGGUUCGUUUUCAUGCCCAUGAUCUUCAUGAUCCACUUUCUCGUUUCGAUGCGCUUGGCACUCGGACCGUCUUCUGACAGCAAAGCGCUCUUAAACUGGGCGGUCACAUUCGCCGCCUACUACACGGUUCCUUUCUUGCUUCAAGACCUUCGUGACCUCGAGGGUGAUGCCAAAGUCGGCCGUCGGACACUUCCAGUUUUGCUGGGGGCCCGAAACUGUCGAGCCACCUUGUUUGUCUUAAUUGCUGUGCUAUCACCGCCAGGGUUCUAUCGACUGCUAGAAGCUCUUUGGGCUCAGCAGGCGUCCCUGGCUUCGGUGUGCACUUUGUGGAAUUCCCUCUUCAUCAUCGCAAUUUUGUAUAUGCUCGCCACCGGCGACUGUGUGAAAGCACACCGCCUGGCGUAUAAGCUAGUGGUUUUCAUGUAUACAUUUGGUACAGCCCCAUGCCUGUACUUUAUCGUGCCCUCCGUUCUGGAGUCGUGA